Messenger RNA from Amaranthus tricolor (Joseph's coat), 348 nucleotides. RefSeq lists its product as uncharacterized. The record is from RefSeq and is a predicted model, not a curated record. The transcript has a single exon. Lineage: Eukaryota; Viridiplantae; Streptophyta; Magnoliopsida; Caryophyllales; Amaranthaceae. Bases 1 to 348 code for a protein of 115 amino acids.
AUGAAAGCAGUCGAGGAUAGACAAAAAUCGUACGCCGAUCUUCAACAUCAACCUGAUGAAUUUGAAGAGGCUGAUAAGGUUCUACUUCGUGUGUCUCCAAUGAAAGGAGUAGUUCGUUGUGGUGCUCGUGGAAUGUUAAGCCCACGUUUCAUAGGUCCUUAUGACAUUCUCGAAAAGGUAGGGAAGUUAGCCUAUCAGUUAGCAUUGCCUAAUGCUCUUGGUAAGGUACACUAUGUUUUUCACAUUUCUCAACUGAAGCGUUAUGUCGUAGCCUCUUCUCAUGUAUUAAAUCUAGAACCAUUAGAACAUGAUGAGAGUUUAACCUACGAGGAAAAACUGUCUGAAUAG